Mobula hypostoma (lesser devil ray) is the source of this 6586-nucleotide messenger RNA. RefSeq lists its product as uncharacterized. The record is from RefSeq and is a predicted model, not a curated record. The transcript has 9 exons. Gene Ontology annotation, biological process: positive regulation of Rho protein signal transduction. Gene Ontology annotation, molecular function: guanyl-nucleotide exchange factor activity. Lineage: Eukaryota; Metazoa; Chordata; Chondrichthyes; Myliobatiformes; Myliobatidae. The coding region runs from base 428 to 3646 and encodes 1072 amino acids.
AAGAGGGAGUGUUUGCAAUGCGAGGUGCUGUUGGAAACAGACAACAAAGGCGCGAGAGAGAGGUACCCGCGCUGUCGCCGUCAGCAGCACAGGACCUUUCACAUUUCUUCCUAGUCGGGGAGGAGGGAGCCCAUAUUCUACUGGAUUUGGUUUGCUGCGCAGAUCUUCAGGAGGACUGACGGGCGGACACCCUAUCGCUUAGCGGUCAGCUCGACAGCAUCCGCAGCGUUUCGAUGCAAUGCUGCAGUGAGAAUGUGGAACACAACACCCAUCACCUGUUGGAGCAGCUUCUUUGAUUUCAGGAACUUGAAGAUUUCAACCCCUUGACCUCAGCACCAUUGAGGUUAAUAGGAACAUGUGCACCAACUUCCUCCCUGAAUACACUUGGCCACCACUCCACAGCUGAGAUGAGACACACCAGCUCCCCAUGCCGGACCUGAAUGCCGAAUUAUGUAACCUGCUGGGAGCCUCUGCUGCGGCCAGCGGCAUGGACAUCAGCUGCCGCAGGGACGACCAACCCGGCCACUCUGACCUCCUGGAGCCAGGCCCAGCCAAAUCAGAGGGGAUCGCUAGAACUGGUGAGGGUGAGAGCCAAGGAUCCUCUCUGAGCGGCCCAGCCGAGGGGUCCCAGCGCAGUCUGGGAGCCGGACAGCCAUCUUUGCCAGAUGUCAGGUCCUCCAGGAGUCUGGAGGAGCUCCACCAGGCCUCAGCCUCCCACCACAAGGCAGAUCCCCUGGGCCCAGGCUUCUGGCAGGGGGUGGGUGUCAAGGGAGUGCCUGCAGAGGGAAGGGAGAUGCCCCGUCUCCCCAGCGCCUCGCUGCAGCCCCUCCUUGCAGUGGCGGAGGGGACUGGGGGUGGUGAGACCAUCCGUGUCCUGAGGGAGAGGCUCCGGAUACAGAACAGCAGGCCUGCCGAAGAGGCCAGUAGGCCUCUCUGUCCCCGGCCCCCACCAGCAGAGCCUCUAGGGGGAGCACCCUCACCAGACACGGUUUUGGGGCCGACCAGCCCCAUUCAGAUAAUGGAGGAGGCCUCGAGAAGGCUGCGGCUACGGCGGCAGAACAGUAGCCCUGACCUGGCACGGGCUCUCUUCCCUGAAGAAGAGGGGGCCAGGAUUGAAGCAUCCGGUUCUCAGGGGAUGGGAAGGGGGCCGCCAACUCUGCAAGCUCCCAGCGGGAGCCGUCGGCCCACCCGCACCCACAUCCCCUCCUUUGAGGAGUUCAAAAGGAUGAGAGGGAAGAGUCAGGGGAUACUGGGGGGCUCCAACGGGACCCCCAGGUCUCUCUCGGGCCCCUGUCUCACCCAGAGGGGGAAUCCCCGAGCUGGGCCAUCCCGCAGUGGGGACCCCCCUCACCACCACUCCUCUCUUCCUCCUCCUGCGAGCCCCAGUACAGACUGCCAUGCCCCACCUGUCUGCACAGGUCCAGCUCCCAGCUCUCCCCUGCACACAGUGGCCAUCCCCCUUGGCGGCUCAGAGGCCGGCAGCAAGCGUGAGGAAGUCAGCAAAGGGGAUGCCAGUCUCCCAGGGAGGAGCUCAGCCACCGAAACCCAGUCGACCUGCUGCCCCACCCUCCUGCUUGAAGCAGCCGCCGACCUGUCUGCCUACGGUGUGACCCUUCAGCAAAUGAAGGACGAUCUGAUCGGAUCUGCUAUUGACCUCAUCAAGAAAAGCUGCACUGCAGAGCCCGCAGCCAUCCGCCGGCCGCUGGAUGACAUCACCGUCAAUGACAAGCGCCGCCAACCAGGCCCGGUUUCCACGGCAACCCGCGACCGAAGCGCUCUGAAGGCGGCGGCUUCUGCUCGACCUCGCCAGGCCGACCGUCAUUCCCUGCCUAGCUGUCGGAGAUCCAGUUCGGACGCGGCCUAUGGGACCACAGAGACAGCUAAAGCCCAGCGGGAGUGCCGGCUGCGCCCCCACUUCAGUGACCCGAUGCCUGCCGAUGCAGCGAAGCGGAAGCAACUGGAGAUGAGGAUUGCGGCGGCGGCCUGGGGCCUGGGGCAGAAACGAGGGCAGGACAAGGAAGGUGGUGGGUGUUCCCCGUCAAACAUGGCCGCCAAGAUGGAUGACACAUCUCCCAACCCUGGGGCCCAAGAUCACCACCUUCACCCUGGGUCAUCCCGCAGGCCGAAACAUCGCUGGAGCAACCUCAGCACCGACAGCGGUGUUGUGGGACUGAACGACAGGGGCGAGGAGAGGGAGGACGAGGAGGAAGAGGAGGACGAGGAGGAGGAGGACAGGGGGAGGAAGAGCCGGCCGGGGGAAGUGGAGCGGACAGACAGUGGGAUCGGGCCUGCCACAGCCAAGAAGUGGAGGAUCCGGGUAGAGGAGACGGCACGCUCUGUGCAGGCCUGGGUGACGCACCAGCCUUGUGUGGACUGUGGUGAGAGGGACGUCUCUGAGCCCGACCCAACACCUGCCGGGCGACGGCGGGACCACCUGUGCAGCAAAUGCGCCAAGCGCAGACGGGAGCGUAAGGAGGCCAUCCUAGAGUUUGUCAAUACCGAGUCCAGCUACGGCGAGGACCUGCGUAUCAUCCGCGAGGAGUUCCACCUGCCUAUGCAGGCCGCCGGCCUUCUCACCCCAGAGCAGCUGGCCGUGGUCUUCAGUAACAUCCAGGAGCUCAUCGAGGUCAAUGAGAAGUUCCUGGAGAGGCUUCAGGAUUCCACAGAGCAAGCCUUCGAUCAGAACGAUGAGGACUUUUUGACUGUGUGCAUUGGUGAGAUGUUCCUGGAAUUCGUUAAUAUGUUGCCGGCUUUUCAGACGUACUGCAUCCACCAGUCUGCCUCUAUCAACCUGCUCAACACUCUGGAGAAGGAGAAGGAAUUGCUCAGGAUCUUCUUGGACGUGUCGCAGAAUGACAAUACCGCCCUGCGUCGCAUGAACCUGCGCUCCUUCCUGAUGGCACCGCUGCAGCGAGUCACCAAGUACCCGCUGCUGCUGAGCCGGAUCGGCAGCUCGACUCCGGAGUUGCACCCGGACCACCGGGGCCUGCGGGAGGCCAAGAGUCGGGUGGAGUCGCACCUGGAGCACAUCAACAUGAAAAGCCGGCAGGAGGGCGCAGCUCUCUGGAACUUCCGCUCGCUCCGGCGCGGGAGCCGGCGGCACCGAGAAGCCGCCGACCUGGAGCUGAGGGAGGUGGCGGUCCGUGCGGUAGGGUGGCUGCGAGAGGAGACACGCUUUGCUAUGGAGGGAACACUUCAGUCCUCACAGCCUGGUGACUGCCAGUGGCCCAAGAAGGGGAGCAGGUCCCUCAAGUUCCAGAGCCUCCAUGCUCUGCUGCUGGUCAACAGGGCAGACCCUGAGCCCGCAGCUGGCCAGAGAGGCUCGUCGCCCAGUGGGGGCGGGCAGGAGGCACCGCGGGACGUCGCGCUGGUGCUGAUCCGGGAUAAGAGCGGUGGCAAGUUCUCCCUCUUCCGGCGGCCCCUCCACCUGGGCAACUGCGUGGUGUCUUCAGACCCUGACUGCGACGACACCUUCGAGCUGCUGGAGAUACCCAAGGAGGUGUUUGUCUUCCGCGCCGCAGAUCGGCCAAGGACCCAGCACUGGUUCCAGCUGGUUAAAGGCUACUCGCAGGAUCUGGGCUCCUGGCGCAAGAGGCGCAACGCGCUUCCCAACAUCAUGAUCAACACCUCCUGCAGCCGGGCCUGAGUCUCUGGGGGUCGAUCUCUCUGAACACAGGUCAUUGCUUACUGAAAGGAGGGCAGUGUGCAGGAAGGAGGAGUCUUAUGGGGGGGUGGGGGUCAGGGGGGAAGUUUGGUCGGAGGUUUCUCCAUCUGAACCACUGUCCACAACUGUUGGGUUGUCCAGGAGUCCCCAGGAGCUAAGAUUUAAUCUUGCAAGUAAAACUCAGGGCUGGGGAAUACAAUUAAAGAAAACUUCUGCUUUGAAGUUGUAACAUUAUCAGAGAAGGUUUGUGAUUCACUGUCACCCCGUCAAAGAGCAACACACUAGAUGGUGGGGGAACUCAGUGGGUCAGGCUGCACCUGUGGAGGGAAAUGGACAGUCAGCGUUUCAGAUUAACACCUUCAUAUGGUGGUAUAGAUAGAACAUAUACCACACAGCACAGUACAGGCACUUUGGCCCACAAUGUUGUGCCAUCUUUUAACAAACUCUCAGAUCAAUCUAACCCUUCCCUUCCACAUAGCCCUCUAUCUUUCUUUCACCCAUGUGGCCAUCUCAUAAAUGUCCCUAAUAUAUCUGCCUCAACCACCAGUCCUGGCAGCACAUUGCAUGCACCCGCCACUCUCUGUGUGGAAAACUACCUCUACCAUCCCCUUUUAUCUUCCUCUAAUCACAUUAAAGUUAUGCCCUUACAUAUUAGCCAUUUUCACCCAGGUAAAAUGGUGCUGGCAGUCCACCCUAUCAAUGCCUCUUACCAUCUUACCUACAUCAAGUCACCAUGCAUCCUCCAUCGCUCUGAAGUGAAAAACCCUAGCUCACCCAACCUAUCCUCAAGACAUGCUCUCCAAUCCAGGCAGCAUCCUGGUAAAUCUCUCUGCACCCUCUCUAAAGCUUCAUAUAGAGUCAUUGUCCAUUCCAGUUUGUGGGAGUUUCCCAUGCACAAUUGGCUGCUCCCAUUUCCUUCAUGACAACAGUGACUACACUUCAAAACCAUUUCACUGACUUUGGGACAUUUUGAAAGACAGGAGAGAUUUAAUAGGAACUUAAGGGGCAACCUUUUUUUGACACAAAGGGUGAUUGCAUGGAACCAGCUGCAGAGGAAGUGAUUGAGGCAAGUACAAUCAGAACUUGUAAGAGACAUUUGUACAGGCUCACGGAUUGGAAAGGGCCAAAUGGGACUAGCUUGGAUGAGGCAUUUUGGUCAGCAUGGACUAGUUGAGCCGAAGGGCCUGUUUCUGUGUGGUAUGGUCUAUGACGAUGACGAAGGAAGACAUGAGAAAGGUACUACUUAAACAAACAUGUUCGGGAAUAAUGGAAGAAGAAUUUUUUUACAUAUUGUAAUCAUUCCUUUCCUCUCCAGAUUUAGCUUGCAGUGGUGACCAAAGAUUAAUCUUCAUUUCCUUGAGACUCCAGGGACCUGCUGGGUUGGGAAUGUCAAAUGAGGGGAUGGACGACAGGUUUGAGGAAGUAGGCUGGGAGAUAAACUUCUAUACAUUUAAGGAAAAAAUGGAAUUUUGCAUCCUGAACUUGCAGGUGGAUGUAAACUUUGCACUGGCAAUGUAACAACACACAUUGAACCAUACUGCCCAUGGAGUUUGGAACUUUGCUCAAUAGUGGUUGAUUAUAAAAUCACUCCCUGUUCAUUUAUUUAACCUAUGAAGCACUUUCUGUUUGCCUCUCUCCAGGAGCAUCGUUGGAACCUCACAUGGUUAAUUUUAACUGCUUGCAUUCAUGUGGUUGCAGUUUCAGUGUUUGACUCACAGUACUAUCCCAUCUUACCACAGCCAGUCUCUGAAAGCACAAGUAAUUGUGGCUUGAGUCACGUGUUUAUUUAUUUACCUUGCCUUGUUAAAUUAUUUGAUUUACGCAUUCAGUGGCCACUUUAUUAGGUACAUCUGCACACCUGCUCAGUAAUGCAAAUAUCUAAUCAGCCAAUCAUACGGCAGCAACUCAAUGGUCAGUUCAGUUGUUCAGACCAAUGGGGAAGAAAUGUGAUCUAAGUGGCCUUGACCAUGGAAUGAUUGUUGGUGCCAGACAGGGUGGUUUGAGUAUCUCAGAAACUGCUGAUCUCCUGGGAUUUUCACACGCAACAGUCUCCAGAGUUUACAGAGAAUGGUGCGGAAAGCAAAACAGGUCCAAUGAGUGACAGUUCUGUGGGCGAAAAUGCCUUGUUGAUGAGAGAGUCAGGAGAAUGGCUGGAGUGCUUCAAGCUGAUAGGAAAGCGACAUUAACUUAAAUAACUGCGCAUUACAAAGUGGUGUGCAAAGAACAUUUCUGAACGCUCAACAUGUCGAACUUUGAAAUGGAUGGGCUUGGGCAGCAGAAGUCUAUGAACAUGCAUUCAUCAGGUACAGGUGGUAGCUAAUGAAAUGGCCACUGAGUAUAUAUUUUACAACUGGCCUCUGAAUGCCAUCAAUCUGUGUAUGAGUGCUUGGUAUUUACCCAUUUAGAACGGUGAUCAGUGGCACAUCCCUGUCCAGAAAUGUUUUCCAGUUAUAUUCGUGCUCCAGACCUGAGCUGGCACAAAGGGCAGCUACAGGGAAUUGGCCAGUCUUACCUUUAAAUAUCUUCUAUGUAAGUGUUAUCUCUGUUGUUCUACUGAGCAUUGAGGGCAUGCUAUCUUAGUGCCAGAAUAUGUGGCAACACUUGCAGGCUUCCCCCAGCACGCCCCUGGGCUGUGUUGGUUGUUAUCACAAAUGAUGCAUUUCACUGUGUGUACAUGUGAUAAAUAACUCCAAAUAUCUGAGCAAUAUAAAUGGUUGCCAUCUCACCAGCUGGGCCACAAAUGGGAGGAAAUUGGUGAUGCUGUGGGUUUAAAUCUGUGUUGACUGGGUGGCUGUUUUGGUAUUGAAUGUAAGAUAUAUGGAUGUUGUAGUCUUCCUCCUCAACAGUAAUAUUCAAUGAGCACAAAGACGUUUAUAAGAUAGUUAUAAACUUUCACACUCUCUUUACUAUAUUCCUUGUCUA